UGCGAACAUUUUGAUAUUUUACUAAUUAAUUACAUACAAAUGGAAUCUGGUUUAUUUAGAUGAGUGUCUGAUGAGCGCCAGAUUUAACGAGUCGUUAACCGGGCAGAGGCGUUAUGACUAAACCGUGUUUAACUUAGAUCCUCUCCGCUGCUGUCAGAAAAGAAAAGGUUCCAGCAGGGCUUGGUCUCACGCACGGCGGUUACACAGUGCGGGAAAUUAACGUUAACUCCACCGCCCCUUCCUCAACGGAUCUUUACAACGGCUGCCUGUUCACUCAGUCAUGUGAUUGUAACGUAAAACCCCUAACCGGAAAACACCGACGGACGGACGACCCCACUCCGCCGCCAACGAAUGCAGCAUUUACAAGGAACACAGUUGAAGCUGCAGCGAGCGAGGCGCAGAGCGGAAGGACGAGUCUCCGGUAACAAACGAAACGACGGCGACAACAAACGGAAAAACAGCGCGCGCAGGUUGAAGAAUGGAGUUGGCCAACCAUGGUCUUAUCCUGCUGCAACAGCUUAACGCUCAGAGGGAGUUUGGUUUCCUGUGUGACUGCACCGUGGCUAUAGGAGAUGUCUUCUUCAAAGCCCACAAAGCUGUCCUCGCUGCGUUCUCCAACUACUUCAGGAUGCUGUUUAUUCACCAGGACAGUGACUGUGUGCGCCUGAAGGCUGCUGAUAUACAGCCAGACAUCUUCAGCUACCUCCUCAACCUGAUGUACACAGGCAAGCUGGCCCCCCAGCUGAUAGACCCUGCCAGGCUUGAGCAGGGGGUCAGGUUUCUGCACGCCUACCCCCUCUUGCAGGAGGCCAGCCAGUCGGCGUACAACCACCCUGAACAGAACAUCAACCUGUCCACUUCUCUCUACGGCAUCCAGAUCUCCGACCAACAGGUGGCGCUGUCGGCCAGAGUGCCCACUCGACGGCAGCUCUCCUCUCCUUUCGAUGUGGAGCAGGUCAGCUCAGAAGGAAAGUUUCCGUCCACAGCUUCAGUCCCAAAUUCUGUCACGUCCCAGCAGGUGUCCUCACCCCCUGAAGUGCAGACCUCAACCAGCAGAGCUAAGUCUUCUCUUGAGGAGAUGGACUUUCUAAGCGCCAAUGGUUCCUCAGCCGGUGCCAUUCUUCAUGUGAAGCCCAGCAUAAUGAAGAGGAACUCCUCCUUCAGGAAGCAUUACUCGUGCCACUUGUGCAAGAGCAGAUUCACCCAGAGGAGUCUGCUGAGAGAGCAUCUCCUGCAGCACACCCAGACUCUCCGGCAGCCACCAGCCGAGCCCAGCAAGGCGCUCUCACCUGUCGUUAUGGGAGAGCACGCCGCGUUAGCAGAGGGGGUCCUGAAGGGAUCAGGUGCACCGGUGGAGAUCAUCAGUGACAGUGAGCAAACUCCCGUUUCAGGUACCAACUCUGACUCUCCCCAGGCAGAGGCGUCCACUCCUACCUGGGGAGUGGGAGGGUUAAGUUCUCAGGCAGACACUCCACCCCCGGCAGAUAUCGCAGACAUUGACAACCUGGAAAAUGCUGACCUGGAUCGGGAGGUAAAGCGAAGGAAGUACGAGUGCUCCACCUGUGGCCGUAAAUUCAUACAGAAGAGCCACUGGCGAGAACACAUGUACAUCCACACGGGGAAACCCUUCAAAUGCAGCGCUUGUGGGAAGAGCUUCUGCCGCGCCAACCAGGCAGCUCGCCACGUGUGCCUGAACCAGGGUGCCGACUCCUACACCAUGGUGGACCGGCAGAGCAUGGAGCUGUGCGCCGCCGGAGAGGACAACAGCCAAAUGGAAGCCAUGUUUCUGGGCUCGUCGAAGCCAUACAAAUGUAAUAUUUGUGCGACGACCUUCUCCAGCCCGAGCGAGGUGAUCAAACACCUGUGCUUCUCUCAAGGAGGACUAGUCGGGCUGCAGGGAGACGCAGGAGCAGGCUCGCUGCUGCAGCAAGAAGAAUUUUCCAAAGAUGAAGGCUCAGAUUUGUCCAACUCCGGCACACCACUAGAACCAAUAAAAACUGAGGAAAUCCUUGUGGAAUAGUUCCAGAUCUGUGUUUCCAUCUAUUGCUGUAGGUAAGCAAAACAUGAAGUUUGUCGGGGCGUGUUUUAGGGAUUCUCAAUCUAAUUAAACCUUGUUUUUACGAUGAAGUGCUUUAAAUAUUUAGGCCCGUUAGAGCUAAAUCAGCAGCCUGAUGCUGUUUCUAUACAAUCAGAAGGUCAUCUGGACAUUUUGUUGAAGUUAAAUAUCAUAUGCUCUGUGUCUGAGUCUUGUGGUGAAGCUGCACAUGCAUUAGUUCAGAGGAAGAGGAAGCAGAAGCGUCAAAGGAGGAAACAAGAUGUCCGACUGGCUGGCUGCAUUAGAUCCGUAAAGGUGAAACAGCAGCAAAGUUCCAGCGGUUCUUCUUUCUGCAGUUCUUCAAAAAGCUGAUGAAGCACAUCAGGGACAGAAAACGAGCAGAAGCACAAAAUCCCCGAGACAAUCGGCGACACUCGAAAUGCAUCUGAAUUCAUUUGUCUUCCUUUGGUCUCUGCAGAAUCAAUACGUUGAUUUGUGAAGUCAAAAGCAUUUACUGCACCUUCCUCAGCAGAAACGUGGGUGUUUUAUUUUGGUUUGCUCCAUGUGCUAAAUGUUGGGUCAUUCCGUCGCAAAGCUAACCCCAACCCUUCAUUUGUGCUUGUGGAGGAUGCUGCAUACUGUAAAUGUUUGUUUUUAGAGUUGGAGCCACGCAAUCCUCCGUCCUGUAAAAUAUUAUAAAUCACACGUUCUGUUUUUAAUCGUUUGUUUGGAUCUGUUCUUAACAUCUUACUGUUUUUCUAGUUUUCUACACAGUGCUAUAUUCAUCACAGAAACAUAUUUCAAAGGUUUUAGUAAAAUGAUAGUGUGGUAAAAAUAGGAAUUAAUUAACAAUUCAUGUGUCCUGAGUAAUAUUUUAAUGAAGUCUUUGGGGUGUUUUUAGUUCUUGCCAAAUUUGUGUUAACUUGUAACCUACUUAUUCAUUUUGUAUAAAGGGAACUUUUGUCUCUAUUCUGAGGAUUUAUUUUUAUUUUUUGCAUUUAAAUGUUUUUAUGCUCAGCUCAUACCAAAAUAAGUUGGUAAUGAAUUAAUGAAUUCAGAUUUGUAGAAACUAAAAUCAAUAUAAUUGCAGUUUCCUUCAUCAGGAAUUGCUGCUGACAAAAAUAUCAUUUAUUUGGAAAAAAAGUCAAGAUUUCUCUUCUGUUUGCUGCUGAAUUCAUGAGAUGUUUUAAUUGUGAACAAGAACAAUAAAUAUGAAGCUCAGAAAUUGUUCACUUGUGUAACUGAACUAUUAAAACACCAGUCAGAAUCUGUGCUGCACAGAAAAACACAAGCUGUUCUGUUUUUCCCUCGCCCCUUCAUUAUAUUUUGAUUUAAUAAUGUUCUAAAUUAAUGCAAAUUUGGAAAAAAUUGUGUGUUUCUAAAUGAAAAAAGUUUUUUCACCUGCAUAUACUUUUUUUUUACAUUUUCAAUUAUUUCGCAUAAUUAGAUCAGAUGAUGUUCGCCCAUUUUGUCACUAGAUGGCGCUGUUUCUCUUUGCUAUCCACUCCAGUCCAGGGAGAGCUAAAAUUGCCAGAUUAAACCAGUUUCCCUGGAAUUUGUGUCACAUCCAGAUACCCCAAAACAAAGAGUGAUGUGAAAAUCCUCCCUCAAGCUGAGCUUUCUGGUUCGUGACUAUUUAAUAACUCGUCUGUUUUGUGUUUUACGAACAGGCGAAUGUCUCAGGAAGACACAUUUGCUCUCACUGUCCACUCAGAAAAACAAAAGUGCACACUUGUUCCGUUGGUCGUCUACUGUGACUGAUCUGUGUUCUCAGGAAUGUAAUGUAACUGAACUUUUCUUUUAAUUAAAAACAUCUUUAUACAACAAGA
Molecule: messenger RNA, 3864 nt
Organism: Nothobranchius furzeri (turquoise killifish)
Lineage: Eukaryota; Metazoa; Chordata; Actinopteri; Cyprinodontiformes; Nothobranchiidae
Gene: zbtb2b
Product: zinc finger and BTB domain containing 2b
Biological process (GO): regulation of transcription by RNA polymerase II
Cellular component (GO): nucleus
Molecular function (GO): DNA-binding transcription factor activity, RNA polymerase II-specific; protein binding
Source: RefSeq, a predicted model, not a curated record